This is a messenger RNA of Owenia fusiformis, 681 nucleotides long. The record is from the annotation of a GenBank genome assembly. Lineage: Eukaryota; Metazoa; Annelida; Polychaeta; Sabellida; Oweniidae.
CUAAACAUUAUUUUCAGAAAAAGAUGAUUUUAGUGAUUCAAUAACAAAAACGGCGACGUAACUUGAUCUUAGAUUUACAGUACGUAAGGUUAGUUGCAAGUUAUAUUAAAUACGUCUUGAUUGACAAUGUUCAGGUUAUAUAUAAACAACGUAUUGAGUAAGUCACUGUUCUGCAAGAAGAUUGAUACUGGGAUCUUGAAAAGACUUAACUGAAUACGAUUAUAGUUUGAUCAUGAGUGGACGCGUCCAUAAUUCUGGAAAUGGGUACGGACCCAUACCCAGUGGAAGGGAAGUACCUGACGAAGCCCAUGAUGCUGCAGGAUAUCUGAAACCAGAAUAUCUUAGAUAUUCGACUGUCAAUGAAGUUCAUACCAUGAAUAAUACUAAUGAAAUCGCCAACAUGAAUGGUGAUCGUGAAUCCGACGCAAAUACUGAAAAUGCGAUAACCAUCAAGAAAAAGGCCAAAAUAGUAAAAUAUGUCUCACUGAAAUGCGCAAUAGGCGUUGUAGUGCUAUCGGUAGCAGUUAACAUUGUUUUCAUCGUUUGGAUUACACUGCUUAUAAAAGGUAAUUUCGAAGUGUUUCAUAUCGCAUGGAUAUUACCAUGUAUUCAUUCUUAAAAGAAAAUGGCAGAUUAAAACGAGUUUCUUCAAUAUUCCUUACAAAUGCAUAUACAGUUCAC